AUGAAAAAUCAAGAUAGCGAUGAAAACACAACUGAAAACGACUAUGAAGAAAGUAAUAAAAAUGUAAAUAGUGACAGUAAUGGGAAUGUUGAAAGGGAUGGAAAGAUUUCCUUCGAAGAAGCAAAUAAACACACCCUGUUAAACAGAACAAAAAAGAAUAAGAAUAAAAUGGGAAAUAAAAAAAAGGAUGAAGAAGGUAAGUUAAAAGCAAAUGGAAAAGAUAAGAAGAAAAAAAAAAAAAAAAAAGGACAUGAGAAUGCAGAAGCAACCACAAAGGGAAAUAAUAGUAUUCUCUCUAAGAAAAAAAAAAAGAAAAAAAAAGAUAAUAUUUAUAUUAAUGAAGAAAUUGAUGAUAGUGAUGAUGAAUAUAAUUUAAAUACAAUUGGUAAUAUUGAUCUUAAGUAUUAUGAAGACCUUGAUAUUAUUGGGUAUGAUAUCGAUGGUAAGAAGAUAAAGAAAACAAAUGAAAACAUGAUUGAUGAUUUUAUAGAAUCAAAAACAGAUCCAAAUGCAUGGAGAAAAAUUAAGGAUAAGAAAAACAAUCGAGUCGUAACACUUACAGAUGCAGACUUAGAAAUUAUAAGAAAGAUAAGAGAAAAUAGUAUAGCCAAACAUAUAGAUGAAUCAAAAUAUAUAUAUGAAAAUGAUAGAGAAGAAUAUAAAUUACCUCUUAAUAUUAAUAUGAAAAAGAAUAAUAAAGUAUCAAAAGGUGAAAAAAUGAAAGUAUUAAAACUAAUGAGAUAUUUAAUGGAUAAAGAAAAACAUCCUGAAAAAUAUCCAGACAAAAUAGAUAAUAAUAAAGAAGAGAUGAUGUUAUAUGAUAUAUGGAAUAAUAAAAUAUAUGAUGAAUAUUCAAAUAUGAAUGAAAUAAGUUUACCAAAUAUAUUACCAGGUCAUAAAUAUAGUUAUAACCCACCACCUGAAUUAAUAUAUACUGAAUCUGAUGAAAGAAAUAUUUUAAAAAAUAAUAAAGAUGCAUUUAUACCUAAAAAUUAUGAAAAAAUAACAAAUAUAGAAUAUUAUAAAAAAACAUAUUAUGAUUUAUAUCAAAGAUGUUUAGAUAUAUAUUUAUGUUCAAGAUCUGUAAAAAGUGUAUUAGAUAUAAAAAAAGAAGAUUUAUUACCUAAAUUACCAUCUACUCAAUCUUUAAAACCCUAUCCACAAUAUCCCUUUAUAAAAUAUGAUAUAGCUGAUAAAAUAAAGAAUGAAGAUAAUGGUCAUAAUUAUAUUUGUUUAAAUGAAAAUGAUCAUAUUUUUUAUGUAAUAAAAAAUAAUAAAUUAUAUUUAUUCGAUAUAUUAACAUCCUAUAAUAUUGAUGUAAUCGAUUUGGAAUACUACUUUAAUUCUGUAUUGCCAACAGAUAAAAAUAAUAAAAAAAAUAUAAUGAUAAAAAUAAAUAAAACAUAUUCUUUAUUAGCAAUAUCAUGUGAAAAUUAUAUUAUAUUAAUUCAAUAUGAAAGUUAUAUACCUCCAGCUAAAUCUAGUACACAAGAUAUUGAAAAGGUUUAUUACAACGGGAAAAGAAGAAAAGAUGACAAUACUUAUGACACUAACAAUAAUGAUGAGCAUAGUGAAAAUGAUACUGAAUCUUCAAAGGACAUUAACGAAUUUGAAAGUGAUGAAGAAGAUAAUAAUCAAAUUCUUGAGGAUGAAUGGGAUGAUGAAGAUAUAAGUGAUAGUGAAAAUGGAGAAGAUAGUGAAAGUGAUAAAAAUGAUGAAAUUACAGAAAAUGAUAAUAAUUUGAAAAAAAAAAAAUAUAUAGAUUUAAAUAAAAAUAUGAUAUAUUGUAAAACUAAAGAAUUAAUUAAUUCUUUUAAUCAAAAUUUUAAUAAUUCCGAUGAAUUUAUAUCCUCUUCUGAUUUGGAUAUAAAAUGGACUAAACUUCCUUCUAAUGAUAAGAAACUGAAAUAUUGUGUAGCAAUAAAACACGAAGGAUUAAUUAGGCACUUUUCUUGGAACCGAAAUGGUAACUAUUUGUCAGUGACAUGCUUACGAAAACUUGGACAAUAUCAUCAUUGCUACUUGCAUCAUAUUAAAUCCAUGAGGACAAUAAAAUUAAUAAAUAAAUACAAACAGAAAAGAGGGGACAUAAUACAAUCUAUGUUUUUUCCACGCAACCCCUACUUUGUUGCUGCUUUUGAAAAUAGCAUAAUAAUAUAUAAUUUAAAGCCUUCGUCAAAGAAAGAGAAAAUAUUCAAGAAACUGAGAGGAGUUAAAAAUGCAACAAGCAUAGAUAUACAUACAAAUGAAAGUUAUAUUUUAGUGUCAGAUGAAAAAGGAAAUGUUUUUAUUUAUGAUUUAGAUUUGGCUAGUAGUCCAUAUAAAAUGUUUCAUGCUCAAAACUGUUCUUUAAAAAAAGCAGAAUUUCAUAAGGAAUAUAAUUUGUUUUAUUCAUUAGGCUCAAAUGGUGUGAUAAAUUUAUUUUACUCUAAAUUUUUUAAUGAUUAUAUAACAGAUCCUAUUUUAGUACCAAUUAAGGAAAUAAAAAAUGAAGCAAAGAUAAUUGACCUGACUUGGUCAGAUAAAAAACCAUGGCUAUUUGCUCACACAGAGUCAAAUUUUUCUGUCUUAUACACAUAA
Messenger RNA from Plasmodium vinckei vinckei, 2580 nucleotides. RefSeq names its product ribosome biogenesis protein BOP1, putative. NCBI's taxonomy places the organism in Eukaryota, Apicomplexa, Aconoidasida, Haemosporida, Plasmodiidae. The transcript has 5 exons. Gene Ontology annotation, biological process: maturation of LSU-rRNA from tricistronic rRNA transcript (SSU-rRNA, 5.8S rRNA, LSU-rRNA); ribosome biogenesis. The record is from RefSeq and is a predicted model, not a curated record. The coding region runs from base 1 to 2580 and encodes 859 amino acids. Gene Ontology annotation, molecular function: ribonucleoprotein complex binding; protein binding. Gene Ontology annotation, cellular component: PeBoW complex; preribosome, large subunit precursor.